AUGGGCUUUGGGCAGAUCCUGCAGCACUCUGCCUCUGAGGGCCUCGUGCGUCUGAACGUGGGAGGGGUCCGUCACCACGUGGACCCCCAGAUGCUGCUGCGCUUCCCCCACACCCGCCUGGGCCGCCUGCUGCUGUGCCGGAGCGAAGCGGCCAUCUUGGAGCUGUGUGACGAUUACAGUCCUUUGGAGAAGGAGUACUACUUCGACCGGAACCCGCGAGUCUUCUUGUGCGUACUGAACUUUUACCACACGGGUCAGAUCCACACACUGGAGGAGCUCUGUGUGUUCUCCUUCAGCCAGGAGAUUGAAUACUGGGGCAUCCAUGAGCUGCACCUCAGCCCCUGCUGCAGCAACUGGUACCAUGAGAGGAAGGAGUAUAUGGAGGAGCGUGACUGGGAUGUCCGCAGUGAUGACCAGGGCCAGCCCAGCUUCGAUUCUUCCAUGGAGGAGCUCUCGGCGCUGGACAAAGACCUGGAGAAGUUCAAGGGCGCCUGGUGUGGGGAGGUGCGGAGCUACGUGUGGCUGCGGCUGGAAGACCCUGCCCACUCCUGCGCCUCCAAGAUCAUCGCCGUGGCCUCCCUCAGUGUUGUGCUCACUUCCAUUGUGGCCAUGUGCGUUCACAGCAUGCCUGAGUUCCAACAGCACGAUGACAACGACAAACUCAUCGAAGAUCCCGUUUUGGCCAUCCUGGAGGAGAUCUGCAUCGCCUGCUUCUCUGCAGAGUUCAUCAUACGCCUGAUCGUCGCUCCAUCUCGACGAAAAUUCCUAGGGAACCCUCUGAACAUCAUCGACGUAGCCUCCAUUUUGCCCUUCUACGCCACGCUUGCCCUGGAAACUGCUGACGAAGACGCGGAGGAAAAUGAGGACAUCGAAAACGUAGGGAAGGUGGUCCAAGUUCUCCGGCUCAUGCGGGUUCUGCGUAUUCUCAAACUGGCACGGCAUUCCAUCGGCCUGCGAGCCCUCGGAGCCACAAUCCGCCACAGCUACCACGAGGUGGGCCUGCUCCUUCUCUUCCUCUCUGUGGGCAUCUCCAUCUUCUCCGCGCUCAUUUACUUUGCUGAAAAAGAGGACCAGAAUGCAGACUUGGGGACCAUUCCUUCGGGCUGGUGGUGGGCUACAAUCACCAUGACGACUGUAGGCUACGGCGACACAUGUCCGGUGACACUGCCUGGGAAAAUAGUAGCGACUUUGUGCAUCAUUUGUGGGUUGCUGGUUGUAGCUUUACCCAUCACCAUUAUAUUCAACAAGUUUUCAAAGUAUUAUCAGAGGAACAAAGCCAUGGAGGGACAAUGUAUCGAGAAGCCAGAGAGGAAGGAUCCAGAACUUCCAUAUUAUAACAUCCGGGACCUUUUCACGGAUAACUUGUACCCGUUCCUGGGGGGACUGGCCUACAGGGGCAGUGUGAGCUCCAGAGGGGAGGACACUGACGCCUCUAGCCUUCAGGACAUGGAGGUAUACGAGAAUGACGUCUGUGAGAAGGGACCCAAGUCAACAUGA
Molecule: messenger RNA, 1497 nt
Organism: Boleophthalmus pectinirostris (great blue-spotted mudskipper)
Lineage: Eukaryota; Metazoa; Chordata; Actinopteri; Gobiiformes; Gobiidae
Product: potassium voltage-gated channel subfamily S member 3
Exons: 2
Coding region: 1-1497 (498 amino acids)
Biological process (GO): protein homooligomerization; potassium ion transmembrane transport
Cellular component (GO): membrane; voltage-gated potassium channel complex
Molecular function (GO): voltage-gated potassium channel activity; protein binding
Source: RefSeq, a predicted model, not a curated record